This is a messenger RNA of Racocetra persica, 219 nucleotides long. The record is from the annotation of a GenBank genome assembly. NCBI's taxonomy places the organism in Eukaryota, Fungi, Glomeromycota, Glomeromycetes, Diversisporales, Gigasporaceae.
CGUAGACGACAUACCUAGUCGUGAGGCAGUCGAUCGAAUGGUAGAAGACCUUAACAAACAAAUGGCUAAACGUGAGAAAUUUUCACGUCAAAAGACUAUUAACGAAGAUGACGAUAUUACUUACAUUAACGAGCGUAAUAGAAGAUUCAAUGAGAAAAUUGGUAGAUUUUAUGAUAAGUACACUCGCGAAAUCAAAGAAAACUUUGAACGUGGUACUGC